Molecule: messenger RNA, 2026 nt
Organism: Paramacrobiotus metropolitanus
Lineage: Eukaryota; Metazoa; Tardigrada; Eutardigrada; Parachela; Macrobiotidae
Product: MOXD1 homolog 1-like
Exons: 14
Coding region: 88-1929 (613 amino acids)
Molecular function (GO): copper ion binding; dopamine beta-monooxygenase activity
Source: RefSeq, a predicted model, not a curated record
CCGAACUCAGUAGGGAGGUUUAUAACUCGGCAGAAGAACUCACUGCCUGCUUGUUAAAUCUAAGCAGUUAGAAAACAACUACAGAAUAUGGCGAUAUUGAUUGCAUGUAUCGUGGAAAUAUUGUCGCUACUGUUUGUGGUGCAAUGUAUUCAGCUGUCGCAUCGGCAAUCGCUCCCGCCGGCAACGUACGGUCAAUCUGCCGGGAAACUCGUGGAGAUUGCGUGGGGUGUCAAUCAGACGCACAUCGAAGUGCAGCUGGCUUAUCCGACGUUAGGCUGGCUGGCCAUGGGACUGUCGCCCAAUGGCGGAAUGGACCAGUCAGAUGUGCUGUUCGCCUACGUCGACGAUCGGACCCGGGAAGUUGUCGUACAGGAUCGCUGGAUAACUGCGAAUCUCGCACAAGGCCAGGUUAACCUGGCUUUGGACAAACAGCAAGACUGGAUUAUGGUCUCCGGAAUGAAGAAUGCCACACAUACCGUCAUUCGUGCCACCCGAAAAUUAAAAACCUGCGAUAGCCAGGAUAGAGCUUUCGGUAGCGCCGCGGUACCGGUGUUGUACAGCUACAACUUCAAAACCCCGGCGAGCAAAACCGGGCCCGUCAGUCAGCACAACGUCCGCGGGACGGUCAGCAUUAAUUUCAUCCCCAGUCAGGCUGACGACACCAAGAACAAGCCGGAUCCGCGGGAUAUCAAGAAACGAAUUGAAUUCCGCGUUGACAAUGUGCAAGUCGUUAAAGGCAAGAAGAACCAGUAUUACUGCACCAUCUCCCAGAUACCAGCUCUGGACAAGAAGUAUCACGCUUACGGUUAUGAGCCGCUGCUGAAUCAGAGGAAUCUCCCGCAUCUGCACCAUAUGGACGCUUAUUCCUGCGAUGACAGCUUCACCGAGGACCAAGUGGACGGAAGAACCUUCCCCUGUGGACCGGAGGACGGGACUAUCAUCAUGUCAGUGUGCAAUAACCUCCUGGGCGGCUGGCAGUCCGGCACCGGGGCAACUUAUUAUCCGUCCAACGCUGGCCUGCCGUUCACACCAGAUAUGGCCGGGAAGUGGGUGGUCGUCCAGAUGCAUUAUGAUAACAGUGACGACAGCGAAUUUAGUGAUGAUUCUGGUAUUCGGUUUCUGCUAUCCGACAAACUCCGUCAGUAUGAUGCCGGGUCACUAACCGUUGGUGCUAUGGAUAUUGACUUAUCGUUUGCAAUUCCGCCGGAGCAACCGGUGUUCAAAAUGCAGGCACAGUGCCCGAGCGAAUGCACUAAACGAUACUUUCCCAAGGAUGGAAUCAAAAUUUUUGGAAGCACGCUGCACAUGCACACUAGAGGUAGUGGAGCUGUGCUGCGGCAUUUCCGCGGCACUCGGGAAUUCCAACCGAUUGAUGUUAAUCCCUCCUUUGACUAUAAUCGUCAGGGAGGAAGAGAAGUAUCGCCACCGCGAGUUGUUUUGCCGGGCGAUCGUUUAGUAUUGCAGUGCAACUAUACAACGAUCAAAGACACCACUCCAAUAUUCGGCGGCGAAGGGUCCGAUGAGGAAAUGUGCAUGGUUUUCUUGGAUUAUUUCCCGAAGAGUGACCUCUACGACUGCGGUGCCUCGUUCCCAUUGAUCAACCUAUUGAGGAGCGGUCUGCAAAUGGAUCGCAACACUUUACAGCAAUUAGGCAAAGCGUUGCCGGCCGCCACGAUGCAGCGUUUACUCAACGGUCAGCUGAACGAUCGUGACCCGGAAGAGAUCAAAGCGCGUUUGAAGGGACCGUUGACCACGUACAUCGAGGAUCAGUACUGGACGCCAGCUAAGGUCAAAGUGUGGGAGGACUUUUAUUUCAACCGGGAAAGCUACGAUGGCCUAUGUAUUGGCGCGAACGGAAUGGAUACUGUUGAGGAUGAUCCGCCACUGAUUCGGCCGUAUGUUGUACCCGCCGUUAAAGCCGAAUGCUAAUGGAGACACUGCCAUGGCCAGGGACCUUACAGAAAAUUAUCCCAUUAUGUAACCUUAUUAUUAAUUACUGCCGUUGGAAUAAAUCACUGAAAGAAAA